Molecule: messenger RNA, 4502 nt
Organism: Elaeis guineensis (African oil palm)
Lineage: Eukaryota; Viridiplantae; Streptophyta; Magnoliopsida; Arecales; Arecaceae
Source: RefSeq, a predicted model, not a curated record
UUUUUCCCACCCCUAUCCCCCUCCCCCAUCCCCUCUCUCUCCUCCUCACCCUAUUUAUCCAUCUGGGAACCUUCUUCAACACUCCAUCCGACGACCCACACGCGCCCACGUCCUCGUCGUCUUCUUCGCCCGCCCCCCGCCCCCAUCACCCCCUCUAUAUAAAUACCCGCCCGACCCUUCUCCCCGUCUCCGCCUUGGCUUUCUAGGGUUUCCAGUAAUACCGUGAGACCUGGUGGAAUUCGUCGAUUUGGACGGCGGAAUCCCUCGCCUUCUCGCCCUCCUGGGUUUUUUUUCUUGAGGGGAAAGAUUGAGGAAUCUGGGGGCGGUUUUUGUUUUCUUGGGGUCCCAUGGCGAUUAUGAAGAAUAGCCUUAGGGUUUCGAGGCUGGACGGUGAUUCCUCGCCGGGGAGUCGGGGCAGUAUGUCCAGUGAGGAGGAGGAAGAGGAGGUCCGGACUCGGAGUUCGGCGUCGGAGACUGAUGGCGCCGAUGUCUCGGAUGUCGACUCUGGGAUGGGAUCCGACGAGUUCGAUAUUUCGGAGCUUGGUGAGGCCGGGACUGAGUUAUGCCAAGUGGGAAACCAGAGCUGCAGCAUCCCGCUGGAUCUCUAUGAUCUUCCUGACUUGGGGACGGUCCUCUCGUUGGAGACCUGGAACGAGUGCCUCUCUGAGGAGGAGCGGUUUGCCUUGGCUGAGUACCUUCCUGAUAUGGACCAAGAGACGUUUGGCCGGACCUUGAAGGAGCUGUUCUCGGCCCAAAACUUCCACUUUGGGAGCCCGCUUGUUGAGCUAUUCAAUCGGCUGAAGGGCGGGCUUUGUGACCCGAGGAUUGUUCUUUACCGCAGGGGUCUUAACUUCUUUCAGAGGCGCAAGCACUACCAUUACAUGUGCAAGUAUCAGAAUGCUAUGGUAGGAAGCCUUUUCCGGAUAAGGGAUGCUUGGCAGAAUUGCGCAGGAUAUGGCAUCGAAGAAAGGCUUCGGCUGUUGAACAUUCUGAGGAGCCAGAGGCCUUUGUGUUAUGAGAGGGAUGGAGACAUGGAGUCUGAGACGGAUUCAGGGAGUGGGGAUUCGGGUGAUCGUUACUGGAAUAAAAGGUUUAAAAUGGAUCGGUGGGCAGUGCAGUCAUCAAGGCUUUCCUUUGAUAUCAUGUCUCGUGGGAGUGGUAUGUCUGUGGAGCAGAUGAAGUUUGGGAAAGAAAACUCAAAGGGGGUGCUGAAGGUUGCCAGUCCCAAAGUCUCUGCCCAAAAGGAGUACUUGGGAGCAGCCCGUCAGCAUCCCUCUGCUGCUAAGCAUAGUGUGGAGGCAAAGACUAGACUGCGCAUGUCGCUGUUAUCUCUUCCCCAGCAGGAUAAAGUUGCAGGACAUGAGUUGGGGAAUUCUCAAAGGGCUAGACAUCAGAUGAGUGGUGAUCUGGAUGAUAUUGAGGAGCAGGAUUAUGAGAUGGGCUUGCAGGGAGGCUGGAAUGCACUUUAUGGAAAUGCUGCAGGCAGGGCUAACUUGCUGAAACUAGGAAAGAAGCAUGAAUUACUAAAAAGAUAUGGCAGAGGUAUGUUUGAUGAUGAUAUCCCUGAUGGUUAUGAUAGGUUUCCUCCUUAUCAAGGUAGGAGUAAGAAUUCUGAUCAGGUGGUCACUAUAGCUUCUUAUGAUCAUCAGUCCCUUGACACCCUGAAGAAAGCUAAGUAUUCCGAGGAGGGGACAUAUCCUGCUAGAGAGCGGCCUCAGCAUCAAACUCUGAAAGGAAGUCAGAUAGACAGGUCAGCUGGCAGUCACCCCUUUCAGCAUAACAAACUGCUUGAAGAAGCCAUUUCCAUGGACAGAGGCAAGAAAUGGAAGGUUAGGGAUGAGUAUAAAACUGGCAAAAGUAAAGUUGGACUCGAUUCCAAGAUCAAAUCUUAUAAAACUAUUCCAGCACAGAUGGAUGAUUCAUACUUUCACUCUGAUCUUAGAGCCAAAACAAUACAAGGGAAGAUCAAGAAUAAGUCUCCACAGUAUGAGGGAAUGGGUAUGGACUAUGCAAGGGGCCCUGUGAUGUAUUCUCAAAGCGAGGAGACGGAAUCAGAUUCUUCAGACCAGGUUGAGGAAGAUGGAGGUACUAAUCAUUCAGCGAGGAAGUUGGGGCAUUUAAGUGGUGACCUGGAGGUCUAUCACUUAGGAGUUGCUAAAUCUUUGUCUGAUUCUAAAAAGGUCAACAAGCUUACAAAGAUGGAUCAAAAAGUGUAUUCGCAUUUUCCUGACGGAGCCACAAGCAUUUAUACAAAAGAAGUAGAACCUUACUCCACAAAAGGGAAGAAGAAAGGUAAAAUAAAUGAGCCCAAUUACUUCUGUGAUGUUACAUUGAUGAAGAAGGGCCAAAUGCCACAGUCUAGUGAGAAGCUACAACCGCCGUUACUCAAGAAGUACAAUACAGAGAAGAAGCGCAAGGGAAUGAUUGAUCUGGAGACUUCUUCACAGCAGCCAAUUUAUUUGCGUGAUUAUGGCAGUGGCAUGUUGCAUGAGCGUGAGGAGAAUUUGGAUGGAACUUCCGGGUUACUGGGUAACCAGAUGCGAGUUUACAAGUCAAGGAAAGGAAACCAACCUUCUGAUGCUCUUACUAUCGAGGCUGAUCAUCAUGAAAGACCAAGCAUGUCCCUGUUAGGAUGCAACUCAGUGAAGAAGAAACCAAAAGUGAAGGCUGAAGCUAUGUGUGUUGACGAGCCAGAUGAACCUCUUUACCAACAGUCUAGUCCAAAGCAGCAAAUCGAUGACCACAAUGUCGUGAAGAAGAAGGGAAAAAGAAAAGCAGAUGCUGCAUCUGAUUCUUUGAUUGUGGCAAAUCCUGAGCUGGUCAUUCAACAAAAAGGAACAGCAGGUGUAGAGCCAGAGGGAAAGUUGCAAAAGAAACCAUUUGCCCUGAUCACACCUACAAUUCACACUGGUUUUUCAUUUUCCAUCAUACAUCUUCUUUCAGCUGUCCGAAAGGCAAUGAUUACUCCCCAUGCAGAAGAUUUGACAGUUAUUGGAAAUCAUCAUGCAAAGAAAGUUGGUAGACUGAUGAGAGAAGAGCAGCACAAUUUGGGUCAAGUGGCCAAUGGCACACAGGUGCCCCAUUCUCAUGAGAACAUGGAUGGACAUACUUCAGAGCAUGCGGGUCAGAAUAAGUUACCUUCUCUUACAGUUCAAGAGAUUGUCAAUCAUGUUAGAUCGAAUCCAGGAGAUCCAUGCAUUCUUGAAACGCAGGAGCCACUUCAGGAUUUAGUCCGUGGAGUGCUGAAAAUAUUUUCUUCAAAGACGGCACCUCUGGGAGCAAAGGGUUGGAAGGCACUUGUAUUCUAUGAGAAAUCAAACAAAAGUUGGAUGUGGAUUGGUCCGGUUACUUCUUGUUCAUCAGAUAAUGAUACUGUUGAAGAGACUUCUGCUGAAGCUUGGGGUAUUCCCCACAAGAUGCUGGUGAAGUUGGUUGAUGCAUUUGCUAAUUGGCUAAAAUCGGGGCAGAAGACCCUUCAGCAGAUAGGAAGUCUUCCAGCACCUCCAAUAUCAAUGUUAUCAAACUUGGAUGAGAAGGAGAGGUUCAAAGAUUUAAGAGCCCAGAAGAGUCUAAAUACUAUUAGCUCGAGCUCUGAUGAAGUGAGGACAUAUUUCCGUAAAGAGGAACUUCUAAGAUAUUCUAUUCCAGAUCGGGCCUUCUCUUAUACUUCUGCUGAUGGGAAAAAAUCUAUUGUUGCUCCACUAAGAAGGGGUGGUGGAAAGCCAACAUCAAAAGCUCGGGAUCAUUUUAUGCUGAAGCCUGAUCGCCCACCUCAUGUUACUAUUCUUUGUCUCGUACGUGAUGCAGCUGCCAGAUUGCCUGGGAGUAUUGGAACUAGAGCAGAUGUUUGUACUCUUAUCAGGGAUUCACAAUAUAUUGUUGAAGAUGUCUCCGAUGCACAGGUCAACCAAGUUGUUAGUGGGGCUCUAGACCGGCUGCAUUAUGAACGUGAUCCUUGCGUACAGUUUGAUGGGGAUAGAAAAUUGUGGGUUUAUCUGCAUAGAGACAGGGAGGAGGAAGAUUUUGAGGAUGAUGGAACCUCUUCUACUAAGAAAUGGAAAAGGCCAAGAAAAGAUGCUACAGAUCAGUCAGACAUGGGAACAGUUAAUGAUGGGAGCUAUCAUGCAACUGGAGAUCCAAAAAAUAUUUAUCCCAUCUGAAAACACUUACAUUCUUUCAACUUGGAGAGGAAUGCUAUAGCCUUCAAUGCUGCAAUAAGGUUGUGAACUUUGUCAAGCCGUCAUGACACUCAAAACAGCACAGAGAAAAAUGAUAGGCAUCUUUAGAUUUUCCCCUCUUUUUAUAUGUUUGUCAGAGUUCCCACUUUUCAGUGGUACAUGAUGCAUCAGUAUUACGUUCCAUGGUUUAUAUGUUUGAAAUUACUUGAACGUUUACUGCCUGAAGAGCUGCCUUACAAUGAAUGAACAUUUGAUAGGUGUUAGCUAUUGGAGAUUAUAAAUGCUUCUGAUAUAUAUUGUUCCUUGUUAGCUUCUUUUUAUUAA